Notolabrus celidotus (New Zealand spotty) is the source of this 2206-nucleotide messenger RNA. RefSeq names its product kelch-like family member 6 (gene klhl6). The record is from RefSeq and is a predicted model, not a curated record. NCBI's taxonomy places the organism in Eukaryota, Metazoa, Chordata, Actinopteri, Labriformes, Labridae. The coding region runs from base 151 to 1977 and encodes 608 amino acids. The transcript has 7 exons. Gene Ontology annotation, molecular function: protein binding.
ACAGAAAAAAACAAAUCCACAUCUCAAAGCGACAGAACUGUUGCGAGCGUAAACCACAGGGAGCCUUGUACUGCUGCAGGUGCACCCAAAGUAGCUGCACGCUGUUCCAUCUCAAAAAGCGAGCAUCUCAGAAAGCUUCUGGUGUAGAAGAUGAGUGACUCACUGGAGAGGACUACAGACUGUCCCCUGCCACUUCUUGGAGACAAUUCCAACCCGGAUGAGGAGAGAGACAACCAGACGGGUUCAGACGAGUUACGUUGGGAGGAUGGAGGUCUCCCUGUGGAGCUGCAGAGGGGGAUGGAGACCCUCAGAGUGAACAGAGAGCUCACUGAUGUUGUGCUGUGUGUUCAGGGACAUGACUUCCCUUGCCAUAGAGCCAUACUCGCUGCAGCCAGUCAGUACUUCAGGGCGAUGUUUUGCAGUGGUCUGAGAGAAAGUCAUGAGAAGAGUGUGGAGAUAAAAGGGUUGGACAGUGGAGCGAUGCAUGCUCUCCUUGAAUAUACCUACACCAGCAAAGCUCUUCUGACGCACUCAAAUGUCCAGAAGAUACUGGAAGCUGCCAGCCAAUUUCAGUUCCUGCGUGUGGUGGAUGCAUGUGCUGGCUUUCUGAGCAAGUCUCUGCACCUGGAGAGUUGCAUUGGGAUCCUGAAUCUUGCUGAAAGCCAUGCCCUGCCAGCCCUGAAGACCAGGGCUCAGGACUACAUCACCUCCCAGUUCUCCCAGGUGGUCCAACAGCAGGACUUCCUGGAGCUGCCCGCAGAGUCUCUGGAGAGCGUCCUGCAGAGGGACGACCUGGAUGUGAAGUGUGAGGAGUGUGUUUUCGAGGCCCUCAUGCGCUGGGUGAGAGCCAGGCAGGAUGAACGCUCCCCUUUACUGGCAAGGCUGCUCCCACAUGUACGACUGCCUCUGUUGGAGCCUGCUUACUUUGUGGAAAAAGUGGAGUCAGAUGAACUGAUACGUGGAUGCAGUGAAGUCUUUCAUUUGUUGCAAGAGGCUCGCACAUAUCAUCUGGGUGGCAUGGAGGUUGUUUCCGAGCGCACAAAACCCCGGGUACGACACUUCCUAUCAGAGGUAUUUCUGAUCAUCGGGGGCUGCACUAAAGAUGAGCGCUUUAUUUCCACUGUCACCUGUCUGGACCCCCUCAGGCGCAGCAGGCUGGAGGUUGCCCGGCUUCCAUUCACAGAGAUGGAGGAUGAAUCCCAUAACAAAAAAUGGGUGGAGUUUGCUUGCAUCACCUUUCGCAAUGAAGUUUACAUAUCUGGAGGUAAAGAGACACAGCAUGAUGUUUGGAAAUACAAUGGCGCCCUUGACAAGUGGAUCCAGAUCGAGCCCUUGACAACUGGUCGCUGGAGGCACAAAAUGGCUGUUCACGGGGGGAAGGUGUACGCACUGGGGGGAUUUGAUGGGGUUCAAAGACUCGCCAGUGUGGAGGCCUAUGAUCCGUUUCACAAUCGCUGGACACAGGUGACACCUCUCUCAGUUGGUGUUAGUUCCUUUGCAGCAUCUAGCUUCAACAGAUGGAUUUAUGUGAUUGGUGGCGGGCCGAAUGGAAAGCUGGCAACAGAUCAGGUCCAGUGUUGGGAACCUGGGACAGACAGCUGGGAACUGCGGGCACCCAUUCCAGUUGAAACCAAAUGCACUAAUGCAGUCACAUUCAAGGACUGCAUCUAUAUAGUUGGUGGUGCCAUGAAUGCCAUGUACUGCUACUCACCUCUGUCCGACUCCUGGUCCCUUGUGACCCGUCUGGGGGAGAGGGCAAGCUGUGCCAUUGCUGCCUGUAACAACAAACUCUUCAUCACUGGAGGACGGGAUAACAAAAACCAAGUCAUCUCUACAGUGAUGUGCUGGGAUGUUGACAGAGGGGUGCUGACAGAGGAGUGUGUUUUACCUAUGGGAGUGUCGCACCACGGCAGCGUCACCCUGAUGAAGUCCUACACACACAUACACAGGGUCACAUCUGCCUCGGAGUGCCAGUGACAAAAGCCUCUGCCAACAGAGCAGAUCUGUUACUGGCAGAAAGACUGAAAAGAAAUAGUGAAGGAAAAAAUGACUGUAGAUUUUAGUGAGUGAUGUGUUCAUUUUGCAUUACUUCAUGCCACUAUCUAAAACUCUGGUUCAAUUAUUAUGUUUAAUCUGAAACAGUACAAUGUGAUAUCAUCAAAACUUGAUUUGUAAGCCUUCUUAAUUAAAAUCUAAUAAACACUAA